GAGGAAGAGGAAGAGGAGGAAGCGCUUCCUCCCUGGGCGCAACAGCUCAGCAGCAGCGAGAAGUGGCGGUUCCAGCUUGCACGAGCGUUUGUGCAUGACCCUCAUGUCCUGUUGGUUCAUCGUCCUGCGGAUGAGCUGGAUCCGCAAAUGCAGGAGAAAGUUCUGAGCUGCUUCCGUGACUUCGUUGACCGCAGGGGCCUGGAGAUCAAUGAGGAGAUCGGAAGUCAUCUGCCGCCGGACAGACGGCGGCCACGCACU
Molecule: messenger RNA, 258 nt
Organism: Symbiodinium necroappetens
Lineage: Eukaryota; Dinophyceae; Suessiales; Symbiodiniaceae
Source: the annotation of a GenBank genome assembly